CUCCCCAUGUGCUGAAAGCCAGAGUCAGAAAGCAAAACGAGACUCACAGUGAGCAACAGCAACAGGAAAACUGAAUUCAUUCUUAAAUAUACUGCGACUGAAAGUGCUGGACAAUGUGUAAAGGAUUAGCUGCCUUACCCCAAACCUGCCUCGAAAGGGCGAAGGAGAUCAAGUCGAAAUUGGGAGUUUUGCUGCAGAAGCCAGAAAAUGCCAUUGACCUCAUCAUCCCCUACCCUGAGAAGGCUGAGAAGAAGCCGGAGAAGCUGCAGAAGCCUACUCCUGAGGAGGCUGCUCAGUGGCGUGAAAGUCUGGACAGAGUCCUGAACAACGGCUAUGGUCUGAAUGCUUUCCGCAGUUUCCUGCAGUCAGAGUUCAGCGAUGAGAAUAUUGAGUUCUGGAUGUCCUGUGAGGACUUUAAGAAGACCAAGAACCCCAUGAAGAUGGCUGCCAAGGCCAAGAAGAUCUAUGAAGACUUCAUCCAGUCCGAGGGACCCAGAGAGGUGAACAUUGACCACUUCACCAAGGACGUGACCCUGAGAAACUUGGUGGAUCUCUCCCCUGCGACCUUUGACCUGGCUCAGAAGAGGAUCUUCGCCCUGAUGGAGAAAGACUCCUUUGGUCGUUUCCUCCGGUCUGAGCAAUACCAGGAGCUUCUGGUCAACUAAGCCAGAGCGGGAGUCUGGGGAACUUGGGUGGGGGGGUGGCGGGGAGGUUUCAAACAGCAGUACAUAAUAUGAAAUUAAUAGAAGACUAAUCUUUUUAAAUUAAGUGUUUCUAAUAAACUACAAACUGUGUAAGACAGCCUCAGAA
Molecule: messenger RNA, 810 nt
Organism: Larimichthys crocea (large yellow croaker)
Lineage: Eukaryota; Metazoa; Chordata; Actinopteri; Sciaenidae
Product: regulator of G-protein signaling 5
Exons: 5
Coding region: 114-665 (183 amino acids)
Source: RefSeq, a predicted model, not a curated record